GGGUCUUCUCCUUGCGGCUGAAGAAAAAGCAAUCAGGGCUGUGGCUGACCUGAAAGGAAUUCUCUCUCUCUCUCUGACUGGUCCAUUUCCAAUAUUAAUUGCUCAUAACUAGCCUCGAUUUCAGCUUAACCUCGAGCUUUGACUCCAUAUGAAGUGCACUGACCAGGUUUCGGCUUGGAUUUGCUGUUAAUCCCGCUUAAGCCCCAGACUUCUUAUAUUUUGAGACAAGAAGCUGGCAAAUUCGAGAUCCAAACCAGAAACUUCCUAAUCCCAGUCCGAUCGAUUAUCUAGGCUAUGGCAAGUGAGGAUCAGCGGCCAUGGGGCUACAAAUGGCGGUCAUCUAAAGGCUUUAUAACCUCAACUAUCAUCAUCGCCUUGUAUACUGAGACCUUCCUUUAUGGCUUUGUGGUUCCCAUAUUAGGGUACAUGCUUGAGGCUCGCCUUCGCAUGGACCCAUCGAAAACUCAACGGAUGACCACUGCCGUACUGACCGUUCAUGGCUUCGUAUCUCUCGUCUCCGCGCCCAUCAUCGCUCAUUUUGCCGACCAAACGCCCAAUCGAAAGGCUCCGCUGCUGAUGGCUCUCGCGGGAUGUAUCAUAGGCACUCUGCUGGUAGCCUCCACUUUCUCCAUCGAGACGCUUUUUAUUGGUCGUGUUUUGCAGGCAAUAGCCGGUAGCGCCGCCUGGAUUGUCGGUCUUGCGACUUUGAGCGAGAAUGUAGGCCUAGAGAAUAUGGGAAAGGUGCUAGGGCUGUCUAUGACCUUCGUGACAGCCGGCCAAAUCAGUGGCCCUAUUGUUGGUGGUACUCUUCUAGAACUGGUCGGGUAUUGGCCAACAUGGAGUGCUCCUAUGAUAGCCCUUUUUCUGGACAUGAUCGCCCGUCGACUCAUGAUCGAAAGGGGAGUGGUCGACUCGUCAUCGCCCUUAUCCUCUAAAUCAAUUGCUCCUAGUGAUCCUGAGGACCGCGAAAGGGCGCCGCUGCUUCCACCAUUGUCCGACAAUAACCAGUCCGGGGAGGUCAAUGGAGCCCCUGCAGAAACCCAGCAGAUAGACUCACCGGGCUCCUUUUACCGUACGAUGCUCAGCGAUGCUCGCGUCGUAGCCAGCGUCGCAAACGUACUUAUUUUCUCGACUGUCAUAUCCGCUUUCGACGCUACUCUCCCCUUGCAUCUGCGCGAUGUCUUCCACUGGAACACCCUCUCGGUGGGUCUCAUCUUUCUUUCUCUCCAGGUUCCGUCGAUGCUUCUUGGUCCUGUAAUCGGCUGGUUUCGCGACCGAGCCGGCGUCCGAUAUCCUGCCACGAUAGGCUGGUUGCUCAUGGCCCCGCUCCUGUGGUUCUUGGGUGUUCCGGGCGAGGAGCGUUUCCCUUGGGCCAGUCCGGAGACCAAUGGCGAAACUAUGUUUGUCGUUGGCUUGGUAGGUAUCGGUAUCGUGAUCACCUUGGUGCGUGGUGCGGGCACGGUACAGUUAGUUGCCGUCACCAAAGACAUGGAAACUAAGAAUCCCAAUAUAUUCGGAGAGUUCGGGGGUAGUAACCGGAUAUUUUCCAUGACCGAAGUGGCAUUUAGUCUGGGAUCAAUGUUGGGUCCAUUGAUUUCGGGUACUCUGUCCGAAGCUGUUGGCUACUUUUAUAUGAAUAUCGUCCUGGGCUCAAUCUGUCUGCUCGUGGCGUUAUCGUGCUUUUUAUACUUCCGAGUCUAGACAGGGAACAGAACUUUCACUUCGAUGAAGAUAUUGCUUUUAGUUGGUCAAGGAUUUUUACGAAAAGUUUUGUGGCGUUUAAUUUGGUUAACAGGCAUGUGUACAAUCUAAAGACCAGAUUGGACAUGAUGGCUAAAGCAUAAUUUUGGGCGAGAGAAGGCCACUAACCUAUGCAUAUAGCUUUUUAUCGAGCAUAUGAAACAUAUA
Aspergillus alliaceus is the source of this 1908-nucleotide messenger RNA. RefSeq names its product major facilitator superfamily domain-containing protein. Lineage: Eukaryota; Fungi; Ascomycota; Eurotiomycetes; Eurotiales; Aspergillaceae. The record is from RefSeq and is a predicted model, not a curated record. Gene Ontology annotation, molecular function: transmembrane transporter activity. Gene Ontology annotation, biological process: transmembrane transport. The coding region runs from base 295 to 1701 and encodes 468 amino acids. The transcript has 5 exons.